AUGCCCUUGUUGACCAGUGCCAGCAUCCAGUUUAUCGGCACCGCCACCGUUGGUGAUGAUCAUGCCACUGCCGACCGCGCUUUGCUUCUGCAUGGCUUGGCGGAGGCCACCAGCCUGGAGCUCGUAGCAUCCACGGAAGAAGGAAGGCCGAUCUUGCUCAAGGAUUUGACAUGGUGUCCUACAUUCACCAAGCUGAAGAUCUUGAUGCUUAACGAGUGGUGUGUGUAUGAUGAUGUAACUGCGCUUGCAUGCCUCAUGCAGCACACACCAAGACUAGAGAAUCUCAUUUUGCAACUUGAAUUCGAGAAAUCCCAUGUUCUUGAGGUGAAAACAGAUAGUCAUAUUACAUCAAAACAUUCAUGUCAUACCUUUGAGCACCUUAAGACUGUGGAGAUAAAGAAGUGUCGUCGAUCUUAUGACAUAAGGGUUAAAGAAAUUUUGAAAUUGCUCGGUGACUGGGGCAUACCUAGCAGUAAAAUCAGUAUCCACUACAAGAAAUCUAAAGGUAAAAAGUAACACACCAAGUUCUAGCUUCAGAUGGGUUCAAGCAGCAUGCAGAUGAAGGAUGAGCACUACCGAAACCUACAUGUGGGUGA
Lolium rigidum is the source of this 596-nucleotide messenger RNA. RefSeq lists its product as uncharacterized. The record is from RefSeq and is a predicted model, not a curated record. Lineage: Eukaryota; Viridiplantae; Streptophyta; Magnoliopsida; Poales; Poaceae. The transcript has 4 exons. Bases 1 to 516 code for a protein of 171 amino acids.